UUUUUAGUUUCUGGUUUCGGCUUCUGAAUUCCACAAAAAAUUAUGACUAUUAGAAUAGAUGUUUGUGUAUUUGUUUAACAUCGUGUUAAUAUAAAUAUGGAAGUUAGUACCGGGAGAGUAACUGGAAGAGUGUCUCUAAUAAACCUGAUAGGAAUAUCAUCGGCGCCGACUGUGUUACUUGUCAUCCUCAGAAUUUUCCUGCGGACUUCAGAUUCACUAACUGGGGAAAAGAAAAACUGGGUUUCUGGCAUAUCAAGUGGUCUAGAUGUGAUAUCGGCAACAUAGUUAAAUGCACCUACAGAACUUAUAGGGAUAUUCACAAAAAAGUUGUUAAUCGUGUCGAGACUAAUAGUUAUUUGAUGUAAAUUGUCAGAUUUGCCGAUACCAAGGUUCUUAAAACUUUGGUCCACAAAGUUUUGGAGGAUUGUUUCUGGGAGAAAGAUGUAUAAUAAUACCUAGCUUUUGAGUUUCUGAUCUGUUGUUGGGUUUGAUUCUUGAGCCUUUUGUAACAGGCCCAGUCAUUAGGUAGCUUGGUGCGCUUGGCUUUACGAAAUGCAGCAUCUCUUUUUUUUUAAGUUGUCUAAUAAAAUCAUUUAUCCAGGGAGCAGGUGGCUUCCAAACUCUUUUAGAUACAAUUGGACAGUGUUUAUUAUGAAGAUUAGAAAUGAGGGAAGUAAAAUGUUCAACCAUUGAAUUGACAUCAGGAUCAUUAGUAACCACAUCCCACGAUGCAAUCAAAAGAAAAAACAAAUAAUAAGGUCAAACUAUGUUCAAGCUCAGUGUGUUCUCCAAUACCAUCAAAUUCACCUACAUUAGGAUACAGAAGUUUUUCUAACUGGCCCAAUGAGUGGGGAGGAGUGGCCUAUUAUGACUCUGGUAGCUCUGAUCUUCUCAGCCAAAGUAUCGGAAGCUCCACAUCCUGGUCAGAUGAGCUGGAAGGGGACCUGACCGCAUCACUACAGGCACAGCUGCACCUGGUAGAACAGACUCUGUACCAUGAUGGAAGACAAGAACUGCCUAUCCAUAGCCCUUUGAGAGAGGAAUGCAAACUGUGGCAGCAAAACUUCCCUCAUCUCAGGAUUUAUGGCGAAGCAGUAAAACCUUCUGUUGGCUGUCAAACCCGAAGUCGACAUGAGCAAAUUCAGGAGCAGCUGGAGGAAAUCAUCUCUGCUCAUGGUGACAGUGAAGACGCCUUGGCUAGGACUGUUGUUAAAAAAGACAGUGUGGUAGACUGCAGUGAACUUUAUAAAGAAAAAAUUAAAAAGGCUGUGAUAGACCAAAUAUUUUUAAGAAUCUGGCCUGAAGUUGUGAAAAAAAUAGAACCAAUUUUAUGCAAAGUAGCUGCUGAACAGAAUGACCCGUUCAGUGUAAGCCCCGAGCCGAGGUUAAAGUGUGAUAGUUUGAGUACAGAGCUUACCAGUGGCUUCAACAGUUUGAAUAUUAUUGAGGAUGUGACAACGAGGCCCAAGUCUGGUAGAAGAUCAGGUAGAACUUUAUCAGCCAAGGUCCCAGUCAAACCCAUCGUACUGGAGUGUUCCAUCCCCGUACCAAUGUUAGUCAACAGGACUUCCUCUCCUCUGAGAAGGUCGCCUGGAAGGUUGUCGCAGGGAAUGAAACAACCUUCCCCAGAGAGACUGUUGUCCCCCCUCCCUCUAGAGGCUCGCAGUGCCACUGGACGUCGCCUAUCCAGACCCAAACCUCAGUACGACGCACGCACUGGCCGUAUGAUCAACAGAGAUGACUCUAGGCUUGACUGUCGCAGGAAUCUCAAAACAUCACCCCCACUCCCAUGGUCCCGCCAUGUUACUCUGCCUCCAAUAGAAACCAUGGAUAUUGUUCCCAAGAUGACGGAAUCCAAAGGCAAACGUUCAGUGUCAGCAUUAUUCAAAGGAGGGAAGCUUAACAGUAAUUCUAGACCUAAUACAUCUAUUGCUACAAAGCAGGUGGUGUUGAGCCCUUUAGAUUCUCUACAGAUCAAGCAAACACCUGUGACCACCUCACGACCCUGGCUUCACCACUACCCCCAAGAAACAUACGACUCCGUCUCCGUCCAUCAGUCCAAGCCGUCAGAUCAGCGACAGAGGUGGCGAAACAGAACCAACCAAGUUAAAAGAUGUUGAUAUAUUUUCUUAUUGCUAAAAAAAGGAACCAUUGUCUGUUACACUGUAUUAAAUAAUUUUGUUGAAUAAAUGUGUUACUUAAAAACUGUAA
Macrosteles quadrilineatus (aster leafhopper) is the source of this 2211-nucleotide messenger RNA. RefSeq lists its product as uncharacterized. The record is from RefSeq and is a predicted model, not a curated record. The coding region runs from base 729 to 2120 and encodes 463 amino acids. Lineage: Eukaryota; Metazoa; Arthropoda; Insecta; Hemiptera; Cicadellidae. The transcript is spliced from 10 exons.